Messenger RNA from Diceros bicornis minor, 853 nucleotides. RefSeq names its product tetratricopeptide repeat domain 32 (gene TTC32). Lineage: Eukaryota; Metazoa; Chordata; Mammalia; Perissodactyla; Rhinocerotidae. Gene Ontology annotation, molecular function: protein binding. The transcript is spliced from 3 exons. The record is from RefSeq and is a predicted model, not a curated record. Bases 119 to 565 code for a protein of 148 amino acids.
UUUGCUGCCGCCGAGGUUUUUCCUGUGAAAUGCCGGGUUGCGGAAGUGGCUCUGUGGUGCCGCCGGCUUCUCAAAAGUCAACCCCCUUUCUCCACGUAAAGCUAGGCCUCCAACCGCUAUGGAAGGGCAGCAGGGGCAACAAAGCCACGCAACCCUAGCACUCGCUCAGGCUCAUUUCAAGAAGGGCGAAUAUGCCGAAGCCGAGGCGCUGUACUCCGCUUACAUUCGCCAGUGCGCCUGUGCAGCCUCCUUAGGAACGGCGCCCGGGAGCAAAUGCAGCCCUGAGGAUUUGGCUACUGCGUAUAACAACAGGGGGCAAAUCAAGUACUUCAGGGUUGAUUUUGAUGAAGCCAUGGAUGACUACACAUCGGCCAUAGAAGUCCAACCUGAUUUUGAAGUUCCAUAUUACAAUAGAGGGUUGAUAUUGUAUAGGCUGGGAUAUUUUGAUCAUGCUUUGGAAGAUUUCAAGAAGGCUUUAGACUUAAAUCCUGGAUUUCAAGAUGCUACUUUGAGCUUAAAACAGACUCUUCUGGACAAAGAAGAAAAACAAAGAAGAAAUUACUAAAAAAAAAAAAUUAUUGAAAAUUUUAACUUAAUUAAAAUAUUAAUUCGUGAUCUUUACACGUGGUAUUUCAUUGUCUCUAAUUUAAAGUAGGUGUUGAGCUAUUUUGAUUUAUAUUUAGGAAAAAGAGAUUCAUCCAUUAGCACUGAAAGUUAAAUAAUGUAUUUAAGGUAGUUAAUUUCAGGAUGAGAAACUGAGUGUAUAAAGUGUAAAGUGUAAAUCAGUAAUAACAAUGUAUAAUUGUAUAUUAUUACAGUAAAAUAUUUAAAGAAAUGUGUGGUAUUUUCUUCA